Impatiens glandulifera is the source of this 1564-nucleotide messenger RNA. Its product is annotated as probable alpha-amylase 2. The record is from RefSeq and is a predicted model, not a curated record. Gene Ontology annotation, biological process: carbohydrate metabolic process. Bases 160 to 1422 code for a protein of 420 amino acids. Lineage: Eukaryota; Viridiplantae; Streptophyta; Magnoliopsida; Ericales; Balsaminaceae. Gene Ontology annotation, molecular function: alpha-amylase activity; calcium ion binding. The transcript has 13 exons.
GUAUGUAUGUAUAUGUAUAUGCAUCCAUCUGAGUGACACUGGUGAACUUCUUAUUUUGUGUAUUGUUUUUUUGAAAUCGAAAGCUUUAUUUGUAUCUGUUGCUGCUAGAACAGGAAAUCCAAGGACCGAGGACUUUGUGGAUAUUAACUGUGAUCAGCCAUGGGUAAUCUGAACCACGGAAUGGACGAAAAUACUCAGCAGAAGCAGAAGCAGCAGCAGGAGCAGACAGAUCCUGGUGCAGCAUUUCAAAAUGGCAAAGAAAUUAUAUUGCAGGCUUUCAAUUGGGAGUCUCAGAAACAUGAUUGGUGGAGAAACUUGGACAACAAAAUUCCAGAUAUUGCUAAGUCUGGAUUUACAUCAGCGUGGUUACCACCUGCAACUCAUUCCUUCUCACCCGAAGGUUACCUUCCACAAAACCUUUAUUCUCUAAACUCUUCAUAUGGCUCUGAACACGUGUUAAAAGCAUUACUUUACAAAAUGAAACAAUACAAAGUCAGAGCAAUGGCUGAUAUAGUCAUCAAUCAUCGUGUUGGGACAACCAGAGGGCAUGGCGGUAGGUAUAACCGCUACGAUGGAAUUCCCUUAUCAUGGGACGAACGUGCUGUUACAUCUUGCACUGGUGGAUUUGGUAAUAGAAGCACUGGUGACAAUUUCAAUGGAGUUCCUAAUAUUGAUCACAGCCAGUCAUUUGUCAGAAAAGACAUUAUUGGGUGGCUAAAAUGGCUACGAACUAUUGGUUUCCAAGACUUUCGGUUUGAUUUUGCAAGAGGUUACUCUGCAGGAUAUGUUAAGGAAUAUAUUGAAAGUGCUAGACCAAUAUUUUCUGUUGGAGAAUACUGGGAUUCUUGCAACUAUAAUCAUCAGCAAUUGCACUACAACCAAGAUAGUCAUAGACAGAGGAUUGUGAAUUGGAUUGAUGCCACUGGCCAGCUUUCUGCUGCAUUUGACUUCACAACAAAAGGGAUCCUUCAGGAAGCUGUGAAGGGAGAAUUUUGGCGUCUACGUGAUCCCCAAGGGAAACCUCCUGGUGUAAUGGGUUGGUGGCCUUCCAGGGCCGUCACUUUCCUUGAUAACCAUGACACGGGCUCAACUCAGGCUCACUGGCCUUUUCCCUCUAACCAUAUUAUGGAGGGUUAUGCAUACAUACUCACACAUCCAGGAAUUCCUUCAGUUUUCUAUGAUCACUUCUACGACUGGGGCAACUCCAUUCACGACCAGAUAGUUAAACUGAUGGGGAUCAGGAAAGAUCAGGGAAUACACAGUAGGUCUUCUAUAAGGAUUCUCGAGGCUUGCCAAAACUUAUACUCUGCAAUUAUUGAUGAGAAAUUGUGCAUGAAGCUAGGGGACGGCUCGUGGUGUCCUUCAGGCAGUGAAUGGAUUCUUGCUGCAAGUGGCCACAGAUAUGCAGUUUGGAACAAGUGAAGGAAUCUCCUCGGUUCAAUAAUGUGUCUUCUUUCCAAUAAAACAUCUCUGAUUGUUCUGUAUCAUAAAUCUCAUGAUUGAGUCAAUAUUAUUGCAGAUUUAAAUUUAUCCAAUUUCUCAGUACAAAAUGCUGAUUUGUUCA